Molecule: messenger RNA, 1298 nt
Organism: Colletotrichum godetiae
Lineage: Eukaryota; Fungi; Ascomycota; Sordariomycetes; Glomerellales; Glomerellaceae
Product: glycosyltransferase family 28 domain-containing protein
Exons: 2
Coding region: 370-1101 (243 amino acids)
Biological process (GO): dolichol-linked oligosaccharide biosynthetic process
Cellular component (GO): UDP-N-acetylglucosamine transferase complex
Molecular function (GO): hexosyltransferase activity
Source: RefSeq, a predicted model, not a curated record
AUGUGAGCUAGACUUGGUUCUCGUUAGAUUAAGCGUGCUGGAGCCCCCAAGUUUCCAGCCAGACGGGAGGCCAAAGACGGGCCCUAGCUUUCUGGCCAGGGCGUCGAUCCCUGGAAUCCCGUCUUCUUAGGGCCCAGUAGCCGCCGCGAGACCGAUCUGCCAGCAUGUCCCACAACCAAUCGGCUGUGUUACAGCGUUCGAAUGUCACCCAACCAGUGCCCGCCCUGUGAAAAUGACUUUCCGUGAGAGCUUCAACACAACUUUACAACCACCACUCAUCGAGACUAUCUCUUCACAAACAUAAACCAACUUCACCACGGGGUUGCAUCUCCAUCCCGCAAUCUACGGAGUGUUGUCACAACACACAUCAUGGCCUCAAAGCCAAACACGCCCCUUGAGCGCCACUGCCUCGUAACAGUUGGCGCAACAGCCCGCUUCACACAGCUCCUGACCGAGGUCCUCUCCAACGCGUUUCUGGACCAUGUCACCUCGAACCGCUACACGCACCUCACACUCCAAUGCGGCAAAGACUACGCAGAUUUCUCCCGCCAGAUUCUACCUCCGAUUCUGAAUCAGUACCCUGGAAUCGAAAUCACCGCCUUUGACUUUGUCGACGAUUUGACUACCGAGAUGAUCAAAUGUCGAGCGCAGGCGGGCAUGCGGGAGGCUGGUGUGGUCAUCUGUCAUGCAGGCACGGGAACCAUCCUUGACGGAAUGCGCGUCAGCGUGCCCCUCAUCGUGGUCCCCAACCCAACCCUCAAAGACAACCACCAGGUCGAGCUCGCCGAAGAGAUCCAGCGCCAGGGCUACGGGAUCUGGGGCCGCCUCGGCGACAUUGCGUGGGCCCUGGAGCAGCUGGUACUACAGCUCGAUAAGACGGAGCAGCAGUACCGGCCUCACCACAUUGCCACGACGGGAGUGGACCCCGUGGAUGUGGAUGUUUGGCAGGUCAGCAGCGCGCUUAUGAACCGCUACUCUGACGAAACUGGUCCUGCUGCGGCGGCGGCGCCCAAGAGGUCCCAAGUGAGUGACGGUGGCGGCGGCAGCGGUGCUGGAGAGGAGGUUCAGCGGGAGGAGGUGGCGCAGAUGACGAUGGGCUAGGAGUCUUAUCGAUAUUGGAAGCCCUUUGAGUUCCCUGAAAAUCCAUCGUUGGACAAGAUUGAGGAAGAAAUGACCAUGACGAAUACUCUUUGAGGUUGUGGGAAAGAGAAAGGUCGAACUAGAGUGCAUAGAAUGGGCACUGGGGCAACGAGCCUGCUCCUUAGACAUGAGAGAUACCCCCCAAAUUUGAACGGCGU